Messenger RNA from Trichomycterus rosablanca, 1450 nucleotides. It is a transcript of the gene actr6, whose product is annotated as actin related protein 6. The transcript has 11 exons. Lineage: Eukaryota; Metazoa; Chordata; Actinopteri; Siluriformes; Trichomycteridae. Gene Ontology annotation, cellular component: Swr1 complex. Gene Ontology annotation, molecular function: nucleosome binding. The record is from RefSeq and is a predicted model, not a curated record. Bases 124 to 1314 code for a protein of 396 amino acids.
AGAAUGGUACAACGAUGUAAAGCUAUGAAUUAAAAAUGUGUUUUAUUGAUAUACUUAUAGUUAAAUAUAAGACGUUUCGUCGUGCUGUUCUCAUCGUAUGAUUUUAAUGAGUAACCAGUCACAAUGAAAUCCCUGGUACUGGACAAUGGUGCUUACACAGCUAAGAUAGGAUACAGUCAUGAGAAAGUCAGUGUUAUACCAAACUGCCAGUUCCGCUCCAAGAGUCUCCGAUUAAAAACCUUCACUGCAAACCAGCUGGAUGAAAUCAAAGACCCGUCCGGACUUUUCUAUAUCCUUCCAUUUCAAAAGGGUUAUUUGGUAAACUGGGAUGUGCAGCGCAAAGUCUGGGAUCACCUGUUUGGAAAGGAAAUGUUUAAGGUGGACUUUGCUGAUACCAACAUAGUGAUAACUGAGCCCUACUACAACUUCACCUCUAUUCAAGAAUCCAUGAAUGAAAUCCUGUUUGAGGAAUACCAGUUUCAGUCAGCUCUAAGAAUCAAUGCUGGUUCUUUGAGUGCACAUAAACACUUCCAUGAAAACAAUUCAGAGCUGUGCUGUGUUGUGGUGGAUAGUGGCUUUUCCUUCACACACAUUAUCCCUUACUGUAGAGGAAGAAAGAUGAAGGAUGGUAUUUGCAGGAUAAAUGUAGGUGGAAAACUUCUCACCAACCACUUAAAAGAAAUCAUUUCUUAUAGGCAGCUACAUGUGAUGGAUGAGACGUAUGUAAUUAACCAAGUAAAAGAGGAUGUGUGCUACGUCUCGCAGGACUUCUUUAAAGACAUGCAAAUUGCUCAGUUAAAAGGAGAGGAAAACCUGGUGAUGAGAGACUAUGUGCUACCCGAUUUUAGUUCGAUCAAAAAGGGUUUCUGUAAGCCUCAAGAGGAGAUGAACUUCACUGGAAAAUAUAAAACAGGAGAGCAGAUUCUGCGUCUCACAAAUGAAAGGUUUGCUGUUCCGGAGAUGUUAUUCCACCCUUCAGAUAUUGGCAUCCAGGAGAUGGGCAUCCAAGAAGCAGUAGUUGACUCCAUUAGCAAAAUGCCUAAUGAAAUGCAGCCUCAUUUCUUUAAGAACAUUGUCCUGACAGGUGGGAACACCUUGUUCCCUGGAUUCAGGGAUCGUGUGUACAGUGAAAUCCGCGCACUUGCCCCUAGUGAAUUUGAGGUUUCAGUAAUACAGCCACAGAAUCCAAUCUGCUACCCAUGGGAAGGAGGAAAGCUCAUGGCAGAAAACCCAGACUUUGAGGAGAUAGUGGUCACGCGGGACGAUUAUGAGGAAAAUGGACAUUAUGUUUGUGAGGAGAAGUUUGACAUUUGAUGAGUGAAUGGCUGUUAAUAGCCAGAAACAAAAAAAAAAAACCUUUUGAUAUUUUUGUACUGUGCUGAAAAUAAAAAAAGAUUUCAUUCUUUAAAAAACAAAAAACAAAAACAAUAGCAAGCUGUGUUUUAUUCCU